AUGAUUUGCAUUGGAUGUACCAAACCUGUGAAAUCUCUCUAUAUCGUUUACUCAAACAACCAUAUUCAAUUAACUGAGUGUCCUCAUUGUCAUGGAAUAGUAGACAAGUACGUUGAGAUAGACAAUAUCCUUCUAUUUAUUGAUCUGUUACUACUGAAGCCGGGUGCUUACAGGCAUAUGGUCUUUAACUCACUAGAGGAGACGCUAUCCAAGUACGAUGAUUGGAAAUCUUUAGACUUCAGGCAUCAAAGUCUGUCAGAGACUUUAGAACAGACCUAUUGUAACAUUAAAAAUUGGAUUCUCAAAUUUGACACUAUUAAUCGUCUUUGGAUCCUUCUCCUUACAUUUGAAAUAUAUCUGAAAUGGAUGACUGAAGAGAGCAAAUAUUAUACGUACCAAAACUCAAGAUACAGCUCUUUCCAACUAGAUACCAUAAUUGAUAAAAUUAAUAGUUGGAGCGCGUUGAACCAAUAUCUCUAUUUUGCAGUAUAUUCAAUAAUUGAUUUGACUUUCUUUCACAAUUUAACGCAAUAUUGUAUCAUUAAAUGGUAUAACUGGGGUGAGAACAUACGGUUUGCUAAAUAUGCGAUCUCAUAUACCAUCCUAUUGUCAUAUGGUGCGAAGAUUUUCCCAGUUCUGAUGUUGAUUUGGCCUUACGAUGACUCUACUUCGUCGACCAGCAUAAUCAAGUGGGUGGCCAAUUUAUAUUUAAUAGAAUCUUUGAAAGUGGUAACUAAUCUACCUUACCGAGCCAUUCUAAAGGUCUUUAUCUUUGUCACUAUAUUGAAAACGGUAUGUGUCAAACCUAUCAUGAUUUUACUACUCACAAAGGGUGAUUCCGUUCAACUUAAAAGCUAUCUUUAUUCAGAAAUGUUAUUGAUGUUCUUACCAAUAUUUGGAAAUUAUUAA
This is a messenger RNA of Kazachstania africana CBS 2517, 909 nucleotides long. RefSeq names its product sterol homeostasis protein ARV1 (gene ARV1). The coding region runs from base 1 to 909 and encodes 302 amino acids. Gene Ontology annotation, biological process: sterol metabolic process; sphingolipid metabolic process; regulation of plasma membrane sterol distribution. The record is from RefSeq and is a predicted model, not a curated record. Gene Ontology annotation, cellular component: cortical endoplasmic reticulum; Golgi apparatus. Lineage: Eukaryota; Fungi; Ascomycota; Saccharomycetes; Saccharomycetales; Saccharomycetaceae. The transcript has a single exon.